Messenger RNA from Brassica napus (rape), 1215 nucleotides. RefSeq names its product ethylene-responsive transcription factor ERF109. The coding region runs from base 78 to 884 and encodes 268 amino acids. Gene Ontology annotation, biological process: ethylene-activated signaling pathway; regulation of DNA-templated transcription. The record is from RefSeq and is a predicted model, not a curated record. The transcript has a single exon. NCBI's taxonomy places the organism in Eukaryota, Viridiplantae, Streptophyta, Magnoliopsida, Brassicales, Brassicaceae. Gene Ontology annotation, molecular function: DNA binding; DNA-binding transcription factor activity.
UCAGUUUCCUCAGACACAACAGAAAACACAGAACCAAAUCUAAUUUUUUUAAAUCCAAAUUCGAAUUUUAAUCGGGCAUGCAAUAUCCUUACACUAGACCCGGAUUCAUCGGAGCUUCAGAUACCCAGACCCGGACUCGGUAUCCGUAUCAAGAGCAGUUGUCUCCGGAGCAAGAACUGUCAGUCAUAGUCUCCGCCUUGCAACACGUCAUCUCAGGCUCAGGGGAAAGCGACACGAAGCCGUAUCAAGGUCUCUCCAGCGACAGUACGGUGAUAAUGCCUCGGUCAGAUUAUAACACUUGUCAAGUUUGUAGAAUCGAUGGUUGUCUGGGCUGCGAUUACUUUUUCGCGCCAAAUCAGAGAAUUGAAAUGAGACAACAUGUCGUAGUAGUAGAAGAAGAUGGGGUUACAAGUACUAGUAGUGGAAGAGAGAGCUCUGCUAAGGCGAAGAAAGCGGAAGGCGGGAAGAUCAGAAAGAGGAGGAACAAGAAGAAUGGAUACAGAGGAGUGAGGCAGAGACCUUGGGGAAAGUUUGCAGCUGAGAUCAGAGAUCCCAAGAGAGCGACACGUGUCUGGCUUGGCACUUUCGAAACCGCUGAGGAUGCGGCUAGGGCCUACGAUCGAGCCGCUAUUGGGUUCCGUGGGCCACGGGCUAAACUCAACUUCCCGUUUAUGGACUACACUUCUUCUCCUGUUGCAGCUGACACUAGUGCAAGUGUGAGUGUGAGUGCGAGUGUUAGCGCAGUGGACUCUGGUGAAGCAGAGCAGUGGCGUGGAGGAGGAGAGUGUGACAUGGAUGAAUAUUUGAAGAUGAUGAUGAUGAUGGACUUCGGGAAUGGAGAUUCUUCGGAUUCAGGAAACACUAUUGCUGAUAUGUUUCAGUGAUAUGUUUCACUUGCUCUUUCUUGUUGGCUUUGUUUUUUAUUGUUAAGUGCAAGAGGAGUGUGACACUGGCUAAUUUAGAGGCUGAAACUAAUGUUUCAUUAGGCUUUGCAGAGGAGGACCGGCCCUGCUUGUUCAAACUGGGCAAGAUUCUCAGGUUGUUCUGUCAUGUAUAGUCGUUUGACUGUACUGGGCAAAGGACAUGUAAUUAGUACUCUCGAUUUUGUGUUUUUUUUUGUAAACUCUAUGUUAAAGAAACUCAUAUUUGGUCUGAACUCUGAAGUAAGAAGGAUGCAAAGAAUCAAUAAACAAAGUGUCAAAUUAACGGCGGAAA